AUGAUGCAAAGUGCGGCUGUUCUACCAACCGAGAGUCCAGUCAAGGGUCUACCAGAGAUACUCGGAGUGCCAAUGCAACAGAUCCCCCAAUGCGCGGGCUGCAGUCAACACAUCCUGGACAAGUUUAUACUGAAGGUGCUGGAUCGACACUGGCACUCCAAGUGUCUGAAGUGCGCCGAUUGUCAGUCGCUGCUUGCAGACAAGUGUUUCUCGCGGGCGGGGAAUGUAUACUGCAAAGAGGAUUUCUUCAAGCGUUUCGGAACGAAGUGUGCGUCGUGCCAACAGGGGAUCCCCCCCACGCAGGUGGUGCGGAAAGCCCAGGACUUCGUGUACCACCUCCACUGUUUCGCCUGUGUGAUGUGCAGCCGACAGCUGGCUACUGGAGAUGAGUUCUACCUCAUGGAGGAUGGCAGGCUAGUGUGCAAAGAGGACUACGAGACAGCCAAACAGAAUGAUGAUUCUGAGGCUGGUGCCAAGCGACCCCGGACCACCAUCACAGCCAAGCAGCUGGAGACCCUCAAGAGCGCCUACAAAAACUCGCCCAAGCCUGCGCGGCACGUCCGAGAGCAGCUCUCCUCUGAGACAGGCCUGGACAUGAGGGUUGUGCAGGUGUGGUUCCAGAAUCGCCGCGCCAAGGAGAAGCGUCUGAAGAAGGACGCCGGGAGGCACCGCUGGGGCCAGUUCUACAAGACGGUCAAGCGCAGCCGCAGCGGCAGCAAGACGGAGAAGGAGAGCUCGGCGGAGGAUGGGGGCCUGAGCGACAGCGAGCUGAGCUUCAGAGAGGACCAGAUCCUGUCUGACCUGGGCCACACUAACGGCCUGUAUGGGAGCGUCGGCGAAGUCGGUAACGGGAACCUGCUAAACGGGAGCUUCCCUCUGGACGGCGCGGGGCAGCCAUACCAUGACUUACGGGCAGGCAGCCCCUACGGCCUCCCCCAGUCACCCUCCUCCAUCGCCUCCCUGCCCGGCCACACCCCGCUGCUCAACAACCUGGGCUUCACCAUGGACAGCAUCAUGGCCCAGGGCGGGCAGGGCGGGGUCGGCCAGGCGCUGAGAGCCAUGGCAGGGGGCCCGACCUCUGACCUGUCCACGGGGAGCAGCACGGGGUACCCAGACUUCCCCACCAGUCCCGCCUCCUGGCUGGACGAGAUGGACCACUCCCAGUUUUGA
Molecule: messenger RNA, 1170 nt
Organism: Megalops cyprinoides (Indo-Pacific tarpon)
Lineage: Eukaryota; Metazoa; Chordata; Actinopteri; Elopiformes; Megalopidae
Gene: lhx4
Product: LIM homeobox 4
Exons: 6
Coding region: 1-1170 (389 amino acids)
Biological process (GO): neuron differentiation; regulation of transcription by RNA polymerase II
Cellular component (GO): nucleus
Molecular function (GO): DNA-binding transcription factor activity, RNA polymerase II-specific; RNA polymerase II transcription regulatory region sequence-specific DNA binding
Source: RefSeq, a predicted model, not a curated record